GAACAAUUCCUAAAAAUCCAGGGACUGAAAUAGCAAUUUACCCUUUCUUCCUCCCAAAUCCUUAAACCUCUGCAAAAGGGUUUAAAUAGCCAUAGCAGCAGCUACACAGCAAAAAUUCCAUUCAAUCCACAAACUGUUUUGUAAAAAAAUCCCAAUUUUUUUUUAUUAACUGUACUGUUCGAGCCAGAUUUUGCGCACCUGACACCUCCCAUCAACAGCAGCAGAUAUUAGUUAACUCUGUCUGCCAAGGUUAGAACAUAUUAAUCAAUUCAAUUUUGAGAAAAAAAAAAUGCCUUCAAAGAAGAAGAAUCAGAAGUCAGCAACAAGGAUUUCACAAUCAGAACUUAGUGAUAAUUCAUCAAUUUCAUCAACCAUAUUGAGUUCUUCAUCAGAUAAUGAAGAAGAGCUUAGGUGUUGUAUUGAAGAAGCUUCUAGAAAGUUCCCAACUUUGAUUGCUAGGACAAGUUUUAUUGGUAGAAUUACUGAGGAUCCUGUGGAGAGUGUUGAUACUAAAGGGUGUAAGAUUUGGGUUUCCGAAUCUUCCAUGCUUGCCUUUUCUAUUACUCCUGGCUCUAUUGUAUCGGUAUCCCUUGCUCCUUUGAAGAAAUAUGAAAGUAACUUCCCGCUUAGCUCAUUGUCUGAUGAGUGUACAAGGCAUUUUGGACUUGAGUAUACAGAAAAUGCAGCUCAUGAAGCAGGAAACUUUUUUGCUGUUGCAACUGUUUUCCCAUCUUGUAAGGUUUUAAAGAAUGGAGCACGAUUAUCUUCAAGCCUCGCGUGGAGUAUGGGUUAUCCUGCACCGGGCAGGAUCAUUUUUGUUCACCCGAUUCGUGAUCCUACCAUAAGGAGCAUUGCAAGUGGAAGCAAUCAAUCAUCCAAUGGUAGAGUUAGUUCCCUUUUGGUUAGUAACUGCGAGGAACUAUCUUUGUCACUUGUAUCUCGUAAUGGAAUAUCACCGACGAACAACUUCAUAUCCUCUCAAUAUGCAACUACUGAAACAAGAAAUGGUCGAGCUGAUACUACGUCAGUUUCAUCUCCUCGGACUCCAUUACACUCUCGUUCUAGACUUAAUUCUCCUAGCACCAGGGAGAUCAAUACACCCAAGGAUCAAGAAUCAGUGUCCAUUUUUUCUGGUGUAGGUGGCGCAUCUAGCAACAUAUUCAACAUCAGCGAAAUUUUGGUGGAUGACCAUUCAAAGAAACUUAUACAAACCUGUACAGCUUUGUGGUUGUGUUCUCGCAUUUUACUCUCUGGAAAUCUUGUGAUUGUCCCGCUGCUUUCAAGGCUGUUUUUUUUUCAGGUUACAGCUGCUUCUCCUCAACAAAGUUUGGGAGAAUAUGGUAAUGUUGUUUUCUCCGUAGAUCACAAAACAAAAGUAAUUCUACAUUUACCUGUGGAUAUUGAAACUGAAACUCCAAUAAGAAGGUUAUCACCAUCAGAGCUUGAACAUAGAAAUAUCAACAGUAAGGAUGGAGUUGACUACCCAAAAUUGGGUGGUCUUUCUGAAGAAUUUGCUGUUCUAAUGGACAUAAUAAUAUCAUCAGUGGUUAAGGGUACAAUGGCUAGCAUGGGUUUACGUCCUACCAAGGGAGUACUUCUUCAUGGCCCACCUGGAACUGGAAAGACUGCUUUGGCGCGAUUAUGUGCUCAUGAAGCUGGUGUAAACCUAUUCUCUGUCAAUGGGCCUGAAGUAAUUAGUCAAUAUUAUGGUGAAAGCGAACGAGCAUUGCACGAGGUGUUUGAGUCAGCGAGUCGAGCAGCUCCUGCUGUGGUCUUCAUUGAUGAGUUGGAUGCCAUUGCGCCUGCUCGUAAAGAUGUAGGUGAAGAGCUUUCUCAAAGAAUGGUAGCUACACUGUUAAACUUGAUGGAUGGAAUAAGAAGAGCUGAUGGAGUACUUGUUAUUGCUGCAACCAAUCGACCUGACAGUGUUGAACCAGCUCUUAGACGACCUGGGAGGCUUGACAGGGAAAUUGAAAUAGGCAUACCAUCUGCCAGACAACGGUAUGAAAUACUACAUUCAGUACUUGGUGAAAUGGAACAUGCUCUUUCUGACAAGAAUGUUCAAGACCUUGCAACAGCUACACAUGGUUUCGUGGGCGCUGAUCUAGCUGCUUUGUGCAAUGAAGCAGCUUUGAAUUGUCUUCGUGAACACGUUGAGUCCAAAACAUGCAUUGGAAAUACUCAUUAUAAACCUUCAAUGCCAACAUAUGAUACAUGCCUUGGCAAGAAUGAUACCCAUUUCUUACAAGACAAUGACGACCUUUCUUCUAACAGUGAUUUCGAGGGGGCAUCUUCAUCUAUUUCAGAAGCAUGUGUUUCAUCAGAUAUUCCAAGAAACUUUACUGGCAUGGAACAAAUAGACACUCUUAGGAUCACUUAUAAAGAUUUUGAAAGGGCUAGAAUGAAAAUAAGGCCAAGUGCCAUGAGAGAGGUUAUUCUUGAGGUUCCAAAGGUAAACUGGGAUGAUGUUGGAGGGCAGAGGGAGGUUAAGAUGCAACUCAUAGAAGCUGUUCAAUGGCCUCAGAAACACCAGGAGGCUUUCAAGCGCAUUGGGACUCGUCCUCCUACUGGAGUUUUGAUGUUUGGUCCUCCAGGAUGCAGCAAAACACUGUUAGCUCGUGCAGUUGCUUCUGAAGCGGGGUUGAACUUUCUUGCAGUGAAGGGCCCUGAGCUUUACAGCAAAUGGGUGGGUGAAUCAGAAAAAGCUGUCAGGACACUAUUUGCAAAGGCUAGGGCGAAUUCUCCUUCAAUUAUAUUUUUUGAUGAAAUAGAUGGCCUUGCUGUUGUACGUGGCAAAGAAAGUGAUGGGGUUUCUGUGGCUGAUCGGGUCAUGAGUCAACUUCUUAUUGAAUUAGAUGGUUUACACCAGAGAGUUAAUGUCACUGUUAUUGCUGCAACAAAUCGGCCAGACAAGAUUGACCCUGCUCUUCUAAGACCAGGACGUUUUGAUCGAUUGCUGUACGUUGGACCUCCAGAUGAAAAAGACAGGGAGGCAAUAUUCCACAUACAUUUGAAGAAGAUGCCAUGCAGUUCUGACAUGUGCAUUGAAGAGCUAGCUCGGCUAACCAGCAGCUGUACUGGUGCUGACAUAUCGCUGAUAUGUCGUGAAGCAGCUAUUGCAGCUAUCGAAGAAAGCCUUGAUGCCGCUGAAAUAACAAUGGAACAUCUGAAGACCGCCAUAAAGCAAGUGCCUCCAUCUGAUGUUCAUUCGUACCAGGAGUUAUCAAAUAGGUUUCAGAGGCUUGUGCACUCAGACCCUGUGAAAGAUGAUUAGUGUCAUCAAUGAUUGCUAACACAGAUCAAGUCAAAUUGCCUGCUGGUACAUGUUGAUGCCAUAAUUUACAUAUCUCCCAUGUUAAUCCAGAAAUCUACUGCAAAAACAUAUAUGCAGUUGAAUGCAUCAAGGAAAAGUCUAUUCCAUAUGGUGAGCGCGUGAACUUUUGCUCGUGGGAGCUUUCAUUAGCGGAGCCAGAACGAACAUUUCUAUAUGUCAACGUCAACUAUCUGAUGCCAUCAACAAUCGGUCUGUGCAGUAUAGUGAGUAACAGCUAUUCACUGGAUUAAUGCUCCACAAAUUGAGAUUUCCUACUGAUCGUCGAUGCAUUGUUUGCAAUCAAGGUUUUCGAUACACAUGAAAUGUUUUUUAUGAUGGUGUGGUAUUAAGAACAUAGCAAGGAAGCUCCACUAUGUAUACUUACUGGUGUUUGUUUCCUCCAGAAAACUGCACUAUGGAUGAUAUGUUUUAGUUCAUGAUAUUUUUUGCAUUAUGCAGAAAUAUUACUUGUAAGCUACUAUAUAAAACCACAGUGGCUAUACAUCAACUUUCUGAUUGAA
Capsicum annuum is the source of this 3834-nucleotide messenger RNA. RefSeq names its product calmodulin-interacting protein 111. The record is from RefSeq and is a predicted model, not a curated record. NCBI's taxonomy places the organism in Eukaryota, Viridiplantae, Streptophyta, Magnoliopsida, Solanales, Solanaceae. Gene Ontology annotation, cellular component: cytoplasm; chloroplast. Gene Ontology annotation, molecular function: ATP binding; ATP hydrolysis activity.